Messenger RNA from Pygocentrus nattereri (red-bellied piranha), 2534 nucleotides. RefSeq names its product solute carrier family 18 member B1 (gene slc18b1). Lineage: Eukaryota; Metazoa; Chordata; Actinopteri; Characiformes; Serrasalmidae. Gene Ontology annotation, biological process: transmembrane transport. Gene Ontology annotation, molecular function: transmembrane transporter activity. The transcript is spliced from 13 exons. Bases 82 to 1293 code for a protein of 403 amino acids. The record is from RefSeq and is a predicted model, not a curated record.
GCUCAGGCUAUCUACGGAUGGCCAGUAUGACCUCAUGUAACGUUGUGGUGAUGAUUUGCGACACAAUAUGGAUUCCUGAGCAUGUCGCCGGCAGAAAAGAAAGGAGUCAGUCAAGCAGUCAUCGGUUUGAUAUUUGGAUGCUAUGCUUUCUGCACUUUGGUUGGAUCGUUAAUACUGGGCAAAUAUAUUGUCCAAAUUGGGGCCAAGUUUAUGGUAACUGCAGGCUUGUUCGUUUCAGGAGGAUGCACUGUAGUCUUUGGCUUCCUUGACAGAGCUCCUGAAGGAACAGUUUUCAUAGUGCUCUGUUUUGUUGUAAGGUCUAUGAAUGCAGUGGGCUUUGCUGCUGCUGUAACAUCAUCUUUUGCCAUAUCAGCAAAGGUUUUUCCCCACAAUAUUGCGACUAUUCUGGGCUUUAUGGAGAUAUUUACAGGAAUUGGACUCAUACUGGGACCACCACUGGGUGGAUGGAUGUAUCAGUCAUUUGGAUAUGAAAUUCCAUUUAUUGUUUUGGGAUGUCUUCUGUUUUUGACCGUUCCCUUAAACAUGUGGAUUUUACCCAGCUUUGAUGCGGUUGCAUCGCAGGCCUCUUUCUUCAGGCUGUGUACCCGAGUAAAGAUCAUGCUUGUUUGCUUUGUGGUGUUCACUCUCAGCUCAGGAAUUGGCUUCCUGGAUGCAACACUGUCAUUAUUUGCCAUGGAGAAGUUUAGCAUGAGCACUGGAUCAGUGGGUCUCCUCAUGAUCGGGGUGUCAUUACCUUAUGGUGCUGCGUCCCCUGUUUUUGGAAUAAUCAGUGAUAAGUAUCCAUUUAUAAGGAGGUGGAUGAUGGUGUCGGGAGGAAUGGCCUCCGCAGUUAGCUUUUGUUUACUUGGCCCUGUUCCUGUUUUGCAUAUUAAGAGUCAGCUUUGGCUUACUGUCGUCAUGCUGGUGGUCAUCGGCUUUUCUCUGUGUAUGACUUGCAUCCCCACCUUCGCUGAGAUGCUGAUAUGUGCUCAUGAAAAUGACUUUGAGGAGGGUUUAAGCACGCUGGGUUUGGUAUCUGGGCUCUUCUCAGCUGUGUGGUCUGCUGGGAUGUUCUUUGGGCCCACUGUUGGUGGAUACAUCACACAAAAACUGAAUUUUGAAUGGAGUGCAGGAGUUCAGGGAGCACUCGCUUUUCUUGCUGCAUUUCUACAAAUAAUAUAUUUCACCAAUGAAGAAAUACAGGAGAGAAGGCUACGGCAGAGCAUUCGAACUGAAUCCACACUGUAUACAGAAGAAAAAUCCCCUCUUCUGUCUUCUGCUCAUCAUUUAUAGGUACUGAAAUAUGAUAUGCCAGUGCAUUGCUACUUUGUACCACUAUCAGAAACGGGGAAAAGUCCCAUGCCAACCAAUUUUUUUCUUAAGAAUACAGAGAACACAAAUUUGCUAUUUUUUACUCCGUGUUAUGGCCAUUUACAAGACAAUGGUGCUGUUCAGUAAAACCUCAUUGGAGUCAAAGCUCACUGAAGUGUCAGUAAAUCAAAAGAUAUGUUUAUUUACUGUACAUGCAAUUUGUUAGUGUUUGCACUCAAGCUAGCCUGUGCCUUAAAUUAAUUAGCGAAGCACAAGGUUAUUGGAAUUAAAUCGGUAUCAGCAGAUAAUUGUUUGGAAAAAAUAUCAGUGUGGAACAGAUGUUUUUGAUUUCACCAAUAUUUCAAACAGAUAUUUGAUUACACAUGUAUUAUACUCUGGGAGAGCAGAAUGUUUAGGCAACGCUGGAUUACUGUGCAUUGGGCCCAAAAUUCUAAAAUGAAUUGACCUUUAUAAGACAUAAGAAGCACAGGCUGUAAAUGAGAAACACAUUUUUUUUCUGUGUACCCCUCUCGCUCCACAGAGACAGUGUAGAACUUGUUAGUAUUUCUAUACGUAUAGAGUUUAUGAAAAUGUGUGUACACUCUUAAAGAUGCUACAAAGGUUGUUUUUUUUUUUUUUUGAGCAAUGCAAUAGAAGAAGCACUUUAGGUUCCCUAAAAGUUAAUGUUUGAAAACGAGAAUUGUGUGAAUAAUCUUUUAAAAGGUUUUUUAAAAACCUUGAUAUAAAGCUUAUAUACAAACUUAAAAGUUUUUCCUAGAUCCUUUACAUUAUACGGAAGGUCUUUUAAACUAAGGUUCUUCUCACGUCUCAUUUGCAAAUAUCUGCCUCCUUUUAGAACAUAAGUUGUAGUGAUGAUGUAUAAUGUUUUAAAAACAUGCUUAACGUUUCAGAUGUUCUGAACACUCCUAUUUGGUUACAUUUUUCUUGAAAGAUCCUUUGAUCUUCAUUUAUUAUUGUUCACCAGGGAAAUAUCUCUGAAUGUCAUGUUAUUUUAAAAGGAAUGCUGGAAAACAUGUUUAUAACGGUUGUAGUAAAAUAAAUAUUUUACCAAAAGUGGUGCCGUCACAUCUUAACCACUAUUGUAAAUUGCUCUGUGUUUUUGUAGACAACGUGUCUACAUAGAUGUUCAUGUAACUAACGGUGCAACACAGUGAUCAGAAAUAUAUAAUGUAAGAAUCAGACGCUGAAGAUGGUGCUUUUGU